UUUUAUACUAAGCAGCCUAGUCGUUCAGUGUUGUAAUGGUAGCAGGCAUACGGCCACAUCAACAUCAUGGAAUCAGAAAUUACGGAUGUGUUGAUAAAUGGUGAUGCUUCGACCAAGAAGGUUAAAGCCGUCCACGGACUGACAAUAUGGACUGCCGCAGUGUUCAUCGUCGGGGAGAUUGCAGGGUCGGGGGUGCUGGCCUUGCCGAGUGCUGUCGAGGGAGCAGGCUGGAUCGGGAUGGUGAUGCUGUUCCUGUGCUGCUUCAUCUCCACCUACACCGGCGACGUGCUGGGGACGGCCUGGUGCAUCAUCCAAGACCGCUAUGAGCAGUACCGGGGCCACAUCAGAUACCCCUACCCGGCCAUUGGGGAGAUCACGUACGGGAAACCUGGAAGGUACCUUGUAUCCUUCUCCAUCAACUUUACCAUGUACGGCGGAGCUGUGGUCUACUUGAUCCUUGCCUCAGAGAACCUCCAGUCACUAUUUGCUGACGUCCACAAAGACAUCUCCUUCUGUUUCUGGUUGCUGAUAGUGGCUGGCAUACUACUACCUUUAUCCUGGCUGGGCACUCCGAAAGAUUUCUGGCCAAUAGCAGUAGGCGCUGCCGUGGCGACAGGCACGGCCUGUAUCAUCCUCACCACAAACAUGGUCAUCGACAAGAAGGACCUCCCCGAAGUCGUUCACGAUACUCCUGGCUUUGUGUCCUUCUUCACGGCGUUCGGCACCAUCUGCUUCGCGUUCGGAGGGCACCCAGCGUUCCCCACCUUCCAGACAGACAUGAAGGACCACAGGCAAUUCGGCAAAGCUGUCCUGCUUGCUUACAUGAUUGUGUUGUGCAUGUACAUUCCUGUCUCUGUAACGGGGUACUUCGUGUACGGGAAAGAUACCCAGCCUAACAUCCUGCAGACGGUGUCGUCGGGCCCCAUGUUGGUGACUGUGCAGAUUCUCGUCACCCUUCAUCUGUUUUGUGGAUUCAUCAUCAUUAUCAACCCUUUUAGUCAGGAAGUAGAGGAAAUAUUCAAAGUACCCCACCAUUUCGGCUGGAAACGUUGUUUACUGAGGACUGUUCUUGUUGCCCUGGUUUUAUUUGGUGCUGAGACGGUGCCCAAGUUCGGCGCUAUCCUGGCACUUGUUGGCGGAUCCACCAUCUCCAUCCUAGCCUUCAUCUGUCCACCCCUCUUCUACCUCAAACUCACCAAGAUGGAGGGGGACUGGGAGAAAAUUGAGGUCCCCCUGCACAAGAGGGUGGCUCUGUAUGAGAUCGUGUUCGUGGGCCUGGUCGCUGGUAUCGCAUCCACGUACUCUGCCUUUGCUGGUCUCCUUGCGCCAGGCGCUUUCACUGUGCCGUGUUAUAUCAACAUCACGGCUGCCAGUGGUUCCUAGGGGUGGGACAGGCGUAGGGUGGGGCAGGUUGAAUGUGGUGGCUUUGGUUGUGGGGUGGGGUCGGGUCGUGGAUGUGCAUCGGGG
Haliotis rufescens (red abalone) is the source of this 1467-nucleotide messenger RNA. RefSeq names its product amino acid transporter AVT1J-like. Gene Ontology annotation, cellular component: vacuolar membrane. Gene Ontology annotation, biological process: amino acid transmembrane transport; L-alanine transport. The record is from RefSeq and is a predicted model, not a curated record. The transcript is spliced from 8 exons. The coding region runs from base 67 to 1383 and encodes 438 amino acids. NCBI's taxonomy places the organism in Eukaryota, Metazoa, Mollusca, Gastropoda, Lepetellida, Haliotidae. Gene Ontology annotation, molecular function: L-proline transmembrane transporter activity; L-alanine transmembrane transporter activity.